AUGUUUCUCUACAACGUACACGCCCCGCACAAGACGUUUGCUUUGACGCAUAAAGCGAAUGAAACUCAGCCGGAGCUUUUGAGGAGGAUCUACGCCAAGUCGGGGCUGGGUGAAGGGGAGAGGAAGGGGGUGGGGUUGGUUUAUGAGUUUGAAGGGGGGAGGUGGAGUUUGGAUGAUGAUGAUGAUCUCCAAAUCCUUUUCUCUCGAUUCCCGCCUUCCUCCACGCCUUCUGUUACGCUCCACCUCAAGGCCCCUACCGCUCCUGGCCAACACCCCCACCACGCCCAAACGGCGCUUGGCAACGCGCCGCCGCCUGCCUACCCUACCUCGCCGUCUGUGAAGAGUAGAACGACCAAGUCCAAGAAGGCGAAGAGCCAUGCUGGGAAAGAGGUAGGAGUGGGAGCAGGGGCAGGAGCAGGGGCAGGAGCAGGGGCAGGAACAGGAGCAGGGGCAGGGGCAGGGGCAGGGGCAGGAGCAGGGGCAGGAGCAGGGGAGAAGGUGGAUGCGAUUGUCGCGAGGGCGGGUACGACGGACGGCAAGACCCCCGUCAAACAUACUCUCAAACCCCUCAGCCCACUCUCUAACCCGCAUCACCUCGGAGCGCCUAUAGCAGGUGGCAGCGGGCCAGGUCGCGUCGUCUCGUCCACCUCCCACCUCGCUCCUCCCGGUGCCCACUCCCACUCCCACGCCCAUGGGCAAGGAAGCAAGCUCAACGGCGCGCCCUCGGUAUCUGGUGUUUCGACGAAAAGCCGCGCGAAAUCGGUCAUGUCGACGGUAUCGAGAAAGAGCAAGUAUGGGGAUCCGUAUAGCGAGGAUUUGGGGGUGGUGAAGCGCAGGGCUUGGGAGGAGUUUCAUGCGAAUAAUGGGGUGAGGACUGUCAUGGGGAAGGUUGGGGAGAUUUCUGGCGUGAGAAUGUUAUUGAAAGCGGGCUAUCGACAUGUUUACGUUUCAAGAGAGUUUGCUAUCCGACACAAACUCGUCCCCAAAAAGUUUGGUACCACCGGCGGCUACGCAGGUAUCCGCACGAUCGGCCAAAUCCCUAUCACUGUCGGCUCUCGGACCGCUCUGCAUGCUGCUUAUUUGACAGAGGAGAAGCACUUUGAUGUGGUGUUGGGGAGGAGCUGGAUGGAGAAGAUGGGCGUCAAGAUCGACCCCCUCGACCAAACCAUCCUCACCUACAUGGACUCUGGAGAGCCUAUCGAGUGCGAUAUCGUGGUGCUGAGAGAUGAGAAGGGCGAUAUCGUUACUAUCACAUGA
This is a messenger RNA of Cryptococcus wingfieldii CBS 7118, 1257 nucleotides long. RefSeq lists its product as hypothetical. The record is from RefSeq and is a predicted model, not a curated record. The transcript has 6 exons. Lineage: Eukaryota; Fungi; Basidiomycota; Tremellomycetes; Tremellales; Cryptococcaceae. The coding region runs from base 1 to 1257 and encodes 418 amino acids.